Messenger RNA from Thunnus maccoyii (southern bluefin tuna), 2519 nucleotides. RefSeq names its product calcium-binding and coiled-coil domain-containing protein 1-like. NCBI's taxonomy places the organism in Eukaryota, Metazoa, Chordata, Actinopteri, Scombriformes, Scombridae. Bases 105 to 1889 code for a protein of 594 amino acids. The transcript is spliced from 14 exons. The record is from RefSeq and is a predicted model, not a curated record.
GUCUGGGGGGGGGGGUCCACAUGCUACAGGAUAUAUUGUGAAACUCUUGCACCUAACAGGAUUGCUCGUCACUGUCCACACAUUGAUGUACAGCUCUGUCCUUCAUGAGGCAGCAGAAAAGGCAUCACGUUAAUUUCUCAGCAGAAUCAGCACAGCUUGCUAAUACCAUGGAUAAACAGUCCACGGUGGUGUUUCGAAAUGUGGGGCAACUGUACUUCCCCCAAACCAGAGUGGAGUGCCACUACAGUUUGACCUCUGACCAUCAGUGGAGCAGCACUGACUGGAUAGGGAUUUUUAAGGUGGGCUGGUCUUCACUGAAAGAGUAUCACACUUACACAUGGGCACUUGUUCCUGAAGGCUACACUGAAGGAACCAAUGUCAACUGCUGUGCACUAUUUCAGGCAUUUUACCUGCCACGCCCCAGUGCUACGGAGUACCAGUUUGUGUAUGUGGAUAAGAAGGGAGAGGUUUGCGCCCGUAGUCGGCCCUUCACUUUUUGUGCCCCUAAGCCGCUGGAGGAGCUGGAGACUCUGAAAGAGGAGCAAGAUGAGGAGGAUGGAGAGGAAGAGCUGCUCCUGGUCAUUCCAAGAGCUCAGCUGCUGCAGAGUCGACUGGAAGAAUGCCAGAAAGAACAAGCAGAGUUACAGCAGGCUCUGGAUGUGGCCAAAAAGGAGGCCGAGAAGGAGAAAGAGAAGAGCAAAAAAGCAAAGAUGGAGUGGGAACGUGAGAGAGAAGUGAUGCAGGAGGAGAUUUCAGAGCUUAGAGAAAACGUGAAGCUCCAGUGUGAGAUGUUGAAAAAGAUAAAGGGAAAACAUGAGGAUGUGAAAUAUAGUCAGGAAAAUCUAAACUCUGAACUGAGUAAACUUUUGGAUGAAAAAGCUGAGAGUCAGCAGCAAAUCAAAGACCUGGAGGAUGAAAUCAAGGUCCUGACUGACAAGGAGAAAGAGGAAAAUGUGGAAAUGGAAAGGCUGAAGGAAAGAUUAAAGAAAAUGUCCAAACAAAUGAAACAUGAUGAGGAAAAGAGAAAGUCUCUGCAGAUGGAGAAUGAGGCUUCUCUGGCAGAGGUACACGGGCUGCAGGAGCGUCUGGAGGCCAGUGAGCAUGUAGCUGAGUGCCUGCGCAGGGAGCUGAGGGAGCUGGGAACCCGUCAAGGUCAUACCCACACCGAGCUGCACCAAGCCCGCCUGCAAGUCGCCCAGCUCACCCUGCAGCUGUCUGAGGAGAACCUGGUCCUCAGGGAGGAGCGCGCCAACUGGGCCCUGGAGAGAGAGGCUUAUAGACAUGCAGCAGAAACUGAGAAAAAGAAAUUACAAGACUUGAGCGGUGAGGUGCAGAGGAAGGAGCAGUGGCUCCGGGAGGAGAGGAUGGAGAGGGAGAAACUAGAGGUGGAACUUGGGAGAGAGAGGGAUUGCAAUAAAGUGCUGCUGAGCGAUGCUAAAAGAGAGCUGCAAGAGCUGAAGGCCAGUGUGAGGAAGUCUGAGAGGGAGAGAGAGGAGCAGCAGCUGGACAAACAGAUCUAUGGGUUUGAAACUGGACAUUCACAGAAUAUGCUGAAAUACAUCCGUCACUUAGAGCAGAAGUUUGGGGUUGGGCCAGAAACUAAAUCAAAUGGAGACGUUCCCACAUCCAUCUCUCCUGACUCUUCCUCUGAGGUUAACAAGGAUACUUCCUCGAGAUCAGUCUGCUCGCCUCUGUUCCUGGAACCACCCAACGGAGCUGAGAUCCCCGCUGAGACACACAUCCAGAGCGAAGAAGACACAUCAGCCUCUGACACACAGGAUGAGAAGCGGCAGGACUGUGAACCCCGAGCUGGUGAAGGGAAGCAGCUGAUCCUAGAAGAACUCGUCAACCCUGUCCUGAGUAAGCUGGCCGACUCCCCCAUGUGGUAACAGGAAGAAGGAUGGAUGGAGGACAGACCGCUUUAACGUACUGUAUGUGGGUCAUUAGGAAACCUAGUGAUGUUUGUAAUUCUAUUGAUAAUUCUGUUGUUGUUUUGAAGCUGUUUAUGGAUAAAAUGCCCUUCACAAAGGUCAUAUUUGUGGUCACUCAUGGAUGCCUGUAUUCAAAGAAAAACAUGGCACAAUUUUAAGUCUUAAGAGUUCAGACUGUUUCCUUUUUUGCGUACUUACUUUACUUACAAGGGCUGAGUUUUUCUUUUUCUUUUUAAAAUGAUUCAUUUUGAUUCUAUGUGUAAUUCCUAGAUUUUGCAGCUUUUUAGUAGAUUAAAAUGAAGAUAUGAUGCUAGUGAUGUGAGAAAACUGUUAAAUGAUGCCGUGAUUAAGUUGAGUUAAUAACAAUACAUCGUGUUUUGGUGGCAUAUCAGCCCAUAACCUUUGCAUGUAAGUGUGAAUCCUGAAACUGUGUCAAAUGUGUGGGUGUGUGUUACAGAUGAGUGUGAAAUGUUCAGUUCAGGAGAUUUCAGAUUGGAAGAACAUGAAAGAUUAUUUAUGGUACUUUUGUUUAUUGAUCUUAGCCUCUGCAGGAGGGAUGAAGCUCUUUAAUAAAAUAUGAUAAAUACA